AUGCGCGCUGAGACGUCGGUGGUUCGGGAGCAUGAGGAAUUUCUCUGGCUCCACAGUGUGCUGGAUGAGAACGAGAGCUAUGCUGGUUUCAUUGUCCCACCGGCUCCUCCACGCCCUGAUUUUGACUCGUCACGAGAGAAAUUGCAGAAGCUUGGUGAAGGGGAGGCGACCAUGACAAAGGAGGAGUUUCUGAAAAUGAAGCAGGAGCUUGAACAGACUAUCUCGCCUGUGUGUGUGUUUUGGCUAUUGCAGAGUGGUUUUCUUACACGAGGAUUGCGCUCAUCCGGUGUUUCGGAAGACUCAAUUCCGCAUCUUUUUAAA
Molecule: messenger RNA, 321 nt
Organism: Ostertagia ostertagi
Lineage: Eukaryota; Metazoa; Nematoda; Chromadorea; Rhabditida; Trichostrongylidae
Source: the annotation of a GenBank genome assembly